Molecule: messenger RNA, 7420 nt
Organism: Anopheles nili
Lineage: Eukaryota; Metazoa; Arthropoda; Insecta; Diptera; Culicidae
Product: diacylglycerol kinase theta
Exons: 17
Coding region: 2002-6273 (1423 amino acids)
Biological process (GO): intracellular signal transduction; diacylglycerol metabolic process; lipid phosphorylation
Molecular function (GO): ATP-dependent diacylglycerol kinase activity
Source: RefSeq, a predicted model, not a curated record
GCGACGCCGUCGUAAUGGUGACCAACAGGGGGAACAAAAUGGAGCAACACUUUCUGGUGACGGCGGUCCCACGGGCGGCGACGGUCGCUGAAACCGGCGAGAAGGCAUCGCUAUCGGCAGCAUCCAUGGCGUUAACGGCGACGACGACGACGACGGUCGCUUCCGGAUCCGCACUGCUGCCGCUGCUGCUGUCGCUGGUCGUCCCGGCCACGGUCUAAAACUGUCUUCUGUCUUCUCGCAGCCGAGUGGACCGCGGCCAGAAGCUACGAGGCACGGCCUUUUUGUGGUGAGCUUCGUCGCAACCUCGACCUCGACCCCCUCCCGGUUCAAAACCCCCUUUCAGGGGGUUUCGCCCAAAUCCGCCCAACGACGGGUUUCGGGUUCGAUCAGGGAAGCGAAGUCCCAGUGAGCAAGUGAGUGAGCGCGUGAGCGAGGGUUGGCGGAAUAAAAAGCGAAUAAAAAACGUGAAAAAGGAAAGCAGGAAGAAACAGAAAGGAAAAAAAAAGGGAAAAAAAGGGGAACCAGUGUGCCCGUGGGGAGUCUGCGAAACAGUCGUGCGAUGGAACGGGCGAAGGUGAGAUAAUUUCGCAACUCGCAGCUGCUCGCCCUGGCCACGAGAGCGCCAGCGAAGCCAAGGAGCACAAAUAGUGAAAAAAGGUGAAGGCCAAAACACGGUGCCGUGUUCGGAAGCGGAAGCGACAGAAUUGAAAUUGAGUGCGUGCGUGUGUGUUUGCGUGUGCGGGCGUGUGUUUUUUUUACCUCCACGCGAGCCGAGCAACCGAGUGAAUCGAAAGGUGUCCAAUAGGUUGUAAUGACUACACGUAGCACAAACGGCAAGAACACCGAAACCAAGUGAAGCGAGUGAAUCGAAAGAGAGAGAGAGAGAGAGAGAGAGAGAGAGAGAGAGUGACAAGCACAACCUGGAAGUUACAUUAACACACACGCUUAAAGUGUCCACCUGAAAAGAACGCCGGAAAAAGGACGAAAGUGUUGCGAACGGUUGCUAACAGCGGAUCAGGGGCAAAAGGGGGCUGCUUCGUUGGGUCCAGGACCCCACACGCCCGUUCCCCCACCCCCGACCACCACCAGACACGACCAGACCUUACCGGCCCAGGGCGAGUGUUGGUGGUAGUGGUGGUGGAGGCUACCUUCUCCUGCUACUGACGACAUCUGGUGAGGAUCACCUUCAAGGAGACGGCAACGGUUGCUUCCUUCCGGUCCCGAUGGCGCACCACACCGCACCGGCGUUGAACUGAAGCCAGGCGGCCCGAGUGACAGCAAGUGUGUGAGUGUGUGUGUACGUGUGGCCUCUGUACCCUAUGGGGAAGAUCCACGCCGGAAGCAGAUGAUGGUGCCAUCGGGAACCCGUACCUACUACGCUUGUGGUCUCGAGCGUGCUCCGAGGACACCAACGCGACCAUAGACACCGUAGACGAACGGGACCGAAACUCAGCGCACCGGACAGGGACACCGAACCGGAACCGGAACCGGCGAGUGGGCGAUAGGCGGAUCGUUCGGGAUUGUUUCGAACGUUCGCUUCAUUGCUGGGACGCGACACGGACGACCACGGGAAAAUAAGAUUAAGCAGCUAAAGCGGAAGAGCGAGAACGAAAGAGAGAGAGAGAGAGAGAUAGAAAGAGAGCAAAAACGAGAGAGAGAGAGAGUGGGAGAACGAAACAGAAAAAAAAACACACGGAAUACUAACGCAGCCACCGACAGUAACCAAAGCAACAGCAACGCCAACUGCGUUCAGCCAAAAACUCUUGUCCUCGAGCAAACCGAAUCGAGCGGCAGCAGCAGGCAGCGACCAGAACCAGCUGUUGUGUGCGAGCACCUUAGCCACCCCUUUUCCACACCCCCUCGGCCACCCACAGCCCGAGUGGCUGGCUGCCUGUGUGUUUCGAUCUCGUUAGCACGGUUAGCGCGCGGACACAUUCUCAGCAUCAGCAGCAGCAGCAGCAGCAUCAUCGCCAUAUCGCAAUCAUCGCUACAGGAAACAAAAUGGCGGGUGGUGAGCACACGUUCGGUAGGAAGACAUUUCACAAGCCAACCUAUUGCCAUCACUGUUCGGAUCUGCUGUGGGGGCUCAUCGGACAAGGAUACAUCUGUGAAGUGUGCAACUUUAUAGUACAUGAAAAGUGCGUGACCAACAUCGUGACACCGUGCACAGGCAUCGCACCGUACCUUAUCCGGAACCCGGUGGCACAUUGUUGGUCUGAACCGUCGCACCACAAGCGCAAGUUCUGUUCAGUUUGCCGUAAGCGAUUAGAUGAAACUCCCGCCGUUCAUUGCUUGAUAUGUGAAUACUUUGCACAUGUCGAGUGCCAGGAUUUUGCCAUCCCCGACUGCAAGGAAAAUGCAACGUACGUACCGGGCAAGGAAUUGGGCCACGUCAAGCAUCAGCAUCACUGGCGCGAGGGCAACCUGCCACAAUCGUCAAAGUGCGCGUACUGCAAGAAGGCGUGCUGGUCUUACGAAUGCCUCACAGGUUAUCGUUGCGAAUGGUGUGGCACCACCACCCAUGGCGGCUGCCGGAACAACAUCCCGGCCGAAUGUACGUUCGGCACGCUGCAACCCAUCUAUCUGCCGCCACAUGCCGUGUCCAUCCCGCGCACGGAAGUGCCAAUGGAGGCGAUCAUCGGUGUGCAGAAUCGCAACAAAGGAACGCCGGGGAUUCAGCGCGACUACUCCUGCCCGGAACUGUGGACAAUCGCCAUGUACCAGGAGCAACGGCAGGAAGCGCCAGCCCACGGGCAUUGCAGCGAAAGUACGGAACUGCUGCUACACAGUGUGCGACAGGAGGAACAAACGCACAGCUCGCCACCAUUCUCCCCGGUCAGCUUCACCUUCUACGACGACACCGAUAGCGUCUCGAGUGCGAUCGGAUCGGUCGGUGCGGAACCGUGCGACCCAAAGGACGUGCGGAAACCGAAGGACGACGAGGCACCAGUACAGCAGUACCACAGCGAUAACAGCCUGCUGCUGCAAACGCAAGAUGGCUGGCCGAUGCGGCCAACUCGCAGCCGCAACCUCAUCCAUCCGGCGCUACGUCGCACCACCAAAACCGCAACCACCCAACCCGGUCCACCCACCGAUGCGGUGGUGACGCGCAGCCGCUCCUUCCAGGACCAAACCGACAGUAUUCCGAAGCGCUUUGCCAAAUCACCCGCCUGCUACAGCCCGCGGUUUAUGGCGCGCUUUCGCAAAAAACACCAGGCGUCUCCAUCGGCGCACCAGCGCGACUCUCCACCCUCCCCAUUGGUGGGGGCACGGCACGACCCACUCAACGGAAGUGGCAACCCACCCACACCGCGCUCACAGCCCACCACAUUGGCCCCCAUUCGGGCCGCGUUGGCUCCAGUGCGAAUGCACACCCCAUCCAGUUCGCUGACGUCAUCAGCCGUAUCAUCCGGGCCACUGCUCACCGUGCAGCCCGGUGCUCGACCCACAGAAACCGAGCUCGCCCUGGGACCGCCCGUCGAACGAUCGUCCUCGUUUGAUUGCACCGUUCCGUGCACCCGCACGCCCGGGAAAACGUACGGCCCCCAUCUAACGGUUAUGGCGUCACGCACGAACGAACUGCUCACCUGCGUCGAACCGAGGCGGGUCGCUUCGUACGAUGACGUCAGUGGGUUUAGCUUCAUCGACGACGACGACGACGACAACGGUGAUGGUCUCUCCACCGACGGUGACGCGCCCGAAUUGAACGGUAGUUCCGGUGUCGGUGGAAUCGAUGGGCCCGAACCUUCCCGGAUGUUGCGGGUUUACGCGAACUGUGCCACCCGAACUGUGGCGACCGAAACGGCCACCGAAUGUGCCACACAACAGGGGGGUGUAGUUCGUCAGCAUCCGACGCAGCAUCUGCUCGAACGCAUCUACCGCCAGAUGCGAAAGUGCUCGAUGGGCUGGAGCAAGACGGGAUGCCGCGUGCGCCGAGCUCGCAGCAUCUCCGAGGAGAUAACGGCCGAUGGUCGCUGCCGGGAGGACGAUUACGUACCGCGAGGUGAAAGCAGCGGCACCGGUACUCACCCGAAGCCAGAUUCUGCGCAUAAGCCAGAUAAAGAUAAGGAUAAGAAAGAUAAGGACAAGGAGGAGCGUGAUGAAGAAACAAUCAAGGUAUUCGACGGGAACUGUUCAUAUCGAAGAAGAAUUUUCAGAGCCAUUAACGUACCUAGAACAUGCUCUUUGGAACAACUGUUGACCACCGCCUUGAGGGCCUUCCACAUAGCCAGGGACUCUAAUCUAUUUUUUCUCACUGAUGUCUAUGGCGACGAGGUCAGAUUGCAGGAUCCCAACCCAGUGCCAGGCCUACAUCGAGUGGAGGGCAAAAGACCAGCUAUUUACUUAAGAUUUCGUGAUAAGGAGAACGAUCACGGUUUUGUGCGCGUCUACCCGGGUAAGCUGCAGGUGGAGAACGCUUACGUUAUCAUACCGGUGGACAACGAUACCACCGUCAAGGAUCUGAUCUGCGAAUCGCUGAAAAAGUUCGGCCUGCAAAGCCACCAGAUCGAGGACUACCGCUGCUCGGAGAUCCUGCUCGAUCGGGGCGUAACCGAGCGCGUGCUGUCGUGGAACGAGCGACCCUGGGAGAUCAUGAAGCAGCUCGGCAAGGACUCGAUCCGGCAGAUGGAGCUGAUGCGGUUCUAUCUGCAGCUGAAGCAGGACCCGCACGGCCCAAAUCUGGCGCUGUUCGUUGGCAACCUGCCGCCCGGGUUGUCGCAGCGCAACUACGAGCACAUACUGACGGAAUUCCUUGGCUUCGAGAACAAGUUCAGCAGCAUUGGUCCCAUCUACUACGAGUACGGUUCGCUCGUGAUAACCUACGAAAAUGCAUCCAAGGCUGUCCGUGCAUUCCAGGCCCUGCGGGAGUCAAAGUAUGAGGAAAAGCACCUGCUCGUGCUGCUGUUGCCCAACAUCGAACCGAGCAUGGUGCCGGCGGGCGUCCAGCCGUUGCUGGUGUUUGUAAACGUCAAGUCCGGCGGAUGCCAAGGUCUAGAGCUUAUUAGUAGUUUUCGUAAAUUAUUGAAUCCAUAUCAGGUGUUUGAUUUGGAUAACGGUGGACCACUGCCCGGGCUGUACGUGUUCCGGCACAUCCAGGACUACAAAAUUCUGGUGUGCGGUGGCGAUGGCACCAUCGGCUGGGUGUUGCAGUGUUUGGACAACGUCGGUCAGGACUCGGAAUGUUCCAGCCCACCGUGUGCCAUCGUUCCGCUCGGUACCGGAAAUGAUCUGGCCCGUGUGCUGCGUUGGGGUGCCGGCUACACUGGAGGCGAAGACCCGCUCAAUCUGCUGCGUGACGUGAUCGAUGCAGAGGAAAUCCGGCUCGAUCGCUGGACGGUGGUGUUCCACCCGGAGGACAAACCGGAAGACGCCACACCGAAGGCACAGCCCAACUCAACCGGUAAGAAGAAGAAAAUACAGCAACAGCAACAGCAACAACAACAGCAACAACAGCAACAGCAACAACAGCAACAGCAACAACAGCAGCAGCAACAACAGCAAUCGCAACAGAACCAACAGCAGCACCAGCAACAUCCGUCGGUGGCGAUCGUCGCAAAUCCGGCUCAAGUCGUCGGUGGCGCACAGAGCGAAGACAACUCGCAGAUAUUCGUGAUGAACAACUACUUUGGAAUUGGUAUCGAUGCCGAUCUGUGCUUGGAUUUCCACAACGCGCGCGAGGAAAACCCGAACAAGUUCAACUCCCGGCUGCACAACAAGGGCGUGUACGUGAAGAUGGGCCUGCGGAAGAUGGUCGGCCGCAAGAUGGUGAAGGAGCUGCACAAAGAGCUGCGGCUCGAGGUGGACGGGAAGGUCGUCGAGCUGCCACCCGUCGAGGGCAUCAUCAUACUGAACAUCUUGAGCUGGGGCUCGGGAGCGAAUCCCUGGGGACCGGAAAAGGAGGAUCAGUUCAGCAAACCGAACCACUGGGAUGGCAUGCUGGAGGUCGUAGGCGUCACCGGUGUCGUGCAUUUGGGCCAGAUUCAGUCCGGAUUGCGUUCGGCCAUGCGAAUAGCUCAGGGCGGACACAUCAAGAUACAUCUUCAUUCCGACAUACCGGUGCAGGUUGACGGGGAACCGUGGGUUCAGAGUCCCGGUGAUGUGGUCGUGCUGAAGUCGGCGUUAAAGGCGACAAUGUUGAAGAAAAUGAAGGGCAAAAUGAAACGACGCAACACCGAGCCCACGAUGCAGGUGAUGGGGCCAUCGGGGAUCCAGAUGACGCUGGCCGCACCCCAGGAGCCCGACGAGGUCGACUCCAAUAAUACAGAUUUUUGAAUAUGGUAUAACGAGCGAUUAAUUUAACGUGCUUCGUCGUUUGCGAGCGUCCCGCAGAGAGAGUCAGAGAGAGGGCAGGCGGAGGGGGAGAGGGAGGGAGGUGGCGAAGCCGAGAAGGGAAUGAGAAGGGAUGGGAGCAGGAGAAUGGAGGGAAGAAAAAAUUGCGGAAAAUGCGCAAAGGUUAGCGAUCCGGUUGUACAGGCAACACAAAUGUCCACCCUCACAGGCAGAAAUGAUCCCAUUUAUAGACAGAGCAAAAACAAAAAAAAGGAAACACAAUUUGGCACACGCCCACCAACACCCGCCGACCAAGCGGCGCCGACAAGUACCGAUUUUUGUGCUCCAGGUGCUGCUGCUACGCGUACGUGGUACGCACUUUUUCUCUGCAGAAUAGCUCAACAGAUAACUGGCUCAUUGCAAGGACCGAUCGUGGCAUGAGAUCGCCUUUCUGGCGAUCUGUCCGUCUUCACUUUACAUUUUCCUCGGUGUUUGUUUGUGCUUCUUGAACACAACUCUAACCCUCGCAGUGUUCAAAGUCACACUCUGCACACCGGGAACCGUCUCAAACACGUUGUUCUCGAGGUAUGAUCACGAUCGCGCGAUCCAUCACGUACGUGGCAGCUUGCAACUGUAUCGGUGUGGAUUGGUAACACACCCCGCGUGUGGUCGCGUCCUGGACAUUUUUCCGACCCACCUCCUCCUCCCCUUUGCGGGCGUGUGUGUGUGUUUGUGUGGGUGUACGAUUGUGGUGUUUGCAGACGUUUCAAACACGAACAAAUAGCAUAGCACCUUGUCCCGUUGAUGUGGCUGCCCGGCUGCAAAGAAGAAGAAAAAAACAGCUCCAACACGCUCGAGCGUGUACAAAUUGACAACCGGAAAACACACACACACACACAAUAGGAAGGAAAACGAAAAUCAAGCGAACACAAAGCUUACCAUUACCGAAUAGCACAACACGACGUAUAGCUCGAAGGGCAGCGAUCCGCCAGGCGCUUCCCUUUCGGGGAAGGCUAGGAAGCUGUGGAAGAGGUGUGGCAGCUAGCAAAACAUCUGUAAAAAAAAAUCCAAAUGAAACACGAUAGCAAACCAAACCAAAAAAAAAAAAGAAAACUCUAUGUAUAUGUAUGUGUCUGUGCGUGUACGUGUA